AUGGGUUCCCUGUGGAGCUGGUGGAAACUCUGGGCCGGAGCAGCCCUCCUGUGGGCUCAGCUGUCCCCGGCGGAGCCGGAGCCGUCCUGCGAAGGCGUGCAGUGUGCAGCCUCCCAGCGCUGCCAGCUGGUGGGCGGGAAGGCCCAGUGCGUGGCGGAGCCUACGGCCGUCUGCAGGGCCCAGGGGGACCCCCAUUACACCACCUUCGACGGCCGUCGCUACGACAUGAUGGGCACCUGCUUGUACACUAUGGCCGAGCUGUGCAGUGAGGACAACACCCUGCCCGCCUUCAGCGUGGAGGCCAAGAACGAGCACCGGGGCAGCCGCCAGGUCUCCUACGUGGGCUUAGUCACCGUGCGCGCCUACAGCCACGCCGUGUCGCUGGCCCGCGGGGAAGUUGGCUUCGCCCGGAUUGACAACCAGCGUUCAUGCCUGCCCGCCUCUCUGGGCGAGGGUCGCCUGCGUGUGUAUCAGAGCGGGAACCAGGCUGUGGUGGAGCUGGACUUCGGGCUGGUGGUCACCUACAACUGGGACUGCCAGGUGACACUGAGUCUACCCACAAAAUUCCACAACCAGGUGUGCGGGUUGUGUGGUAAUUAUAAUGGCGACCCCACUGAUGACUUCCUUACCCCCGACCUGGAGCCGGCUCCUGAUGCUGUGGAGUUUGCCAAGAGCUGGAAGCUAGAUGAUGGGGACUACCUGUGCGAGGAUGGUUGCCAGAGCAACUGUCCCUCCUGCACCCCGGGCCAGGCCCAACACUAUGAAGGCAAUGGUCUCUGUGGCAUGCUGACCCGGCUUGAUGGCCCCUUCACUGUCUGCCAUGAUACCCUGGAUCCCCAGCCCUUCCAGGAGGAGUGUGUGUACGACCUGUGUGUGACCAGCGGGGAACGGCUCAGUCUAUGCCGUGCUCUCAGCACAUAUGCCCAGGCCUGUGUGGAGCUUGGCAUCUCUGUUGGGGACUGGAGGUCACCAGCCAACUGCCCCCUGGCUUGUCCGGCCAACAGCCGCUACGAGCUCUGCGGCCCCGCCUGCCCGGCCACCUGCAACUCGGAGGCGGCGCCGUCCAACUGCUCCGGGCGCCCGUGCGUCGAGGGCUGCGUGUGCCUCCCGGGCUUCGUGGCCAGCGGCGGCGCCUGCGUGCCGGCCUCGUCGUGCGGCUGCACCUUCCAGGGCCGCCCCCUCUCUCCCGGCCAGGAGGUGUGGGCCGACGACCUGUGCCGGCGGCGCUGCUCCUGCGACGAGGCCACCCGGCAGGUGAGCUGCCGCGACACGCAGGGCUGCCCGGAGGGCGAGCGCUGCGACGUCCAGAACGGCCUCCUGGGUUGCUACCCCGACGGCUUCGGGAGCUGCCAGGGCUCUGGAGAUCCGCAUUACGUGAGCUUCGAUGGCCGGCGCUUCGACUUCAUGGGCACCUGCACCUACCUGCUGGUCGGCUUGUGCAGCCAGAACGCUUCGCUGCCGGCCUUCCGGGUGCUGGUGGAAAACGAGUAUCGAGGCAGCCAGACCGUGAGCUACACGCGCGCCGUGCGGGUGGAGGCCCGCGGCGUGACCGUGGCCGUGCGCCGGGAGCACCCCGGGCAAGUGCUGGUGGACAGUGUCCUUCAGUACCUGCCCUUCCAUGCAGCAGAUGGGCAGGUUCAGGUGUUCCGCCAGGGCAAUGAUGCUGUCGUGCGCACGGACUUUGGCCUGACGGUCACCUACAACUGGAAUGCCCUAGUGACUGCCAAGGUGCCCAGCAGCUACUCUGGGGCCCUGUGUGGGCUCUGUGGGAACUUCAAUGGGGACCCAGGUGAUGACCUGGCUCUGCGGGGUGGGGGCCAAGCUGCCAAUGCACUGGCCUUUGGGAACAGCUGGCAGGAGGAGACAAGGUCUGGCUGCGGAGCGGCUGAACCAGGUGACUGUCCCAAGCUGGAUUCCCUGGUGGCCCAGGAGCUGCAGAGCAAGAAGGAAUGUGGGAUCCUUGCUGACCCUGAGGGGCCCUUCCGGGAGUGUCAUGUCAUGGUGGAUGCUGAGGGUGCUGUGCGUGACUGUGUCUAUGACCUUUGCCUGCUGCCAGGCCAGUCCACGCCACUGUGUGAUGCGUUGGCCACAUAUGCUGCUGCAUGCCAGGCUGCUGGGGCCACCGUACACCCUUGGAGGAGUGAGAAACUUUGCCCACUGAGCUGCCCACCCCACAGCCACUACGAGGUGUGUUCCCACGGCUGCCCGCUGUCCUGUGGAGACCUCCCAGUGCCUGGGGGAUGUGGCUCAGAAUGCCAUGAGGGCUGUGUGUGCGACGAGGGCUUUGUGCUCAGUGGCGAAUCCUGCGUGCCUCUGGCUUCCUGUGGCUGCAUACAUGAGGGCACCUACCACCUGCCAGGCCAGACCUUCCAUCCUGGGUCCAAUUGCACUUCCCUUUGCCAAUGCCAGGAGGGCGGCCUGGUGUCCUGUGAACCCUUCACCUGCGGCCCACAUGAGGACUGCCAGCCAUCCAGAGGCAUCCUGGGCUGUGUGGCUGUGGGCUCUGCCACCUGCCAAGCAUCAGGAGACCCCCAUUACACUACCUUCGAUGGCCGCCGCUUCGACUUCAUGGGCACCUGUGUGUACACACUGGCUCGAACCUGCGGGACCCGACCCGGCCUGCACCAGUUUGCCGUUCUGCAGGAGAAUGUGGCCUGGGGCAAUGGGAAAGUCAGUGUGACCAGAGACAUCACGGUCCAGGUGGCUAACUUCACCCUGCGGCUGGAGCAGGGGCAGAAGAAGGUCACGGUCAACGGUGUGGACCUGAAGCUGCCGGUGGUGCUGGCCGAAGGCCAGAUCCGUGCCUCCCAGCAUGGUUCAGACAUUGUGAUCGAGACCAACUUUGGCCUGCGUGUGGCCUAUGACCUCCAGUACUAUGUGCAGGUCACCAUCCCAGGCAACUACUACCAGCAAAUGUGUGGCCUGUGUGGGGACUACAAUGGUGACCCCAAGGAUGACUUCCGGAAGCCCAAUGGCUCGCAGGCAGACAAUCCCAACGAGUUUGGCAAUUCGUGGGAGGAGACAGUGCCCGGUUCUCCCUGCCUGCCGCCGCCCACCUGCGAGCACGGGAGCAAGGGCUGCACUCCCAGCACCCCCGAAUGUAGUGCUGAGCUGGAGGAGAAGUAUCAGAAGGAGCAGUUCUGCGGGCUCCUCACCAGCCCCACAGGGCCACUGGCCUCCUGCCACAAGCUGGUCAACCCCCAGGGUCCCUUGCAAGACUGUGUCUUUGAUCUCUGCCUGGGUGGUGGGAACCUCAGCAUUCUCUGUACCAACAUUCAUGCCUACGUGAGUGCUUGCCAAGCCUCUGGAGGCCACGUGGAGACCUGGCGGAGUGAAUCUUUCUGUCCGAUGGAGUGCCCCCCCAACAGCCACUAUGAGGUCUGUGCGGACACCUGUUCCCUGGGCUGUUCAGCUCUCAGUGCCUCCCCACAGUGCCCAGAUGGGUGUGCUGAAGGCUGUCAGUGUGACCACGGCUUCCUUUAUGAUGGCCAAGCCUGCGUGCCCAUCCAGCAAUGUGGCUGCUACCACAACGGCGUCUACUAUGAGCUGGAGCAGACAGUACUCACUGACAGCUGCCAGCAGCAGUGCGUGUGCCAUGCGGGUCAAGGCAUGGUGUGCCAGGAUCACAGCUGCAAGCCAGGGCAGGUGUGCCAGCCUUCAGGAGGUGUCCUGAGCUGUGUUACCAAAGACCCAUGCCAUGGUGUGACGUGCCGGCCACAGGAGACGUGCAAAGACCAAGGUGGCCAGGGCAUGUGCGUGCCUAACUAUGAGGCCACGUGCUGGCUGUGGGGUGACCCACACUACCACUCCUUCGAUGGCUGGAACUUUGACUUCCAGGGCACCUGCAACUAUGUGCUGGCGGCAGCUGGCUGCCCAGGGGUCAGCGCCCAGGGCCUGACACUCUUCACUGUCACCACCAAGAAUGAGAACCGGGGCAACCCCACUGUGUCCUUUGUGAAGCUAGUCACUGUGACUACCCUCGGCACCAACAUCUCCAUCCACAAGGGAGAGAUUGGCAAAGUCCGGGUGAACGGUUUGCUGACAUCACUGCCUGUCUCCGUGGCUGGUGGGCGGCUUUCAGUGACCCAGGGCACAUCAAAAGCGGUGCUAGUGGCUGACUUCGGGCUGCGAGUCAGUUAUGACUGGAACUGGGGGGUAGAGGUGACACUGCCCAGUAGUUAUCAUGGUGCAGUGUGCGGGCUCUGCGGGAACAUGGACCAUAACCCCAACAAUGACCAAGUCUUUCCUAACGGCACACUGGCUCCCUCGAUACCUGUCUGGGGUGGCAGCUGGCAAGUCCCAGGAUGGGACCCACUGUGCUGGAACGAAUGUCAGGGGUCCUGCCCAACGUGCCCUGAGGACCGACUGGAGGAGUAUGAGGGACCUGGCUUCUGCGGACCCCUGGUCCCUGGCACAGGGGGCCCCUUCACCACCUGCCAUGCCCUUGUGCCGCCCGAUAGCUUCUUCAAGGGUUGUGUUCUGGAUGUGUGCCUGGGUGGUGGGGCCCACGACAUACUUUGCCAGGCACUAGCUGCCUAUGCUGCUGCCUGCCAGGCUGCUGGGAUUGUCAUCAAGGACUGGCGGACACAGGCCGGCUGUGAGAUCUCUUGCCCAGACAACAGCCACUAUGAACUCUGUGGCCCACCCUGCCCGGCCAGCUGUCCAUCCCCUGCAGCACCCACGACCCCAACCCCAUGUGAGGGCCCCUGCGUGGAGGGCUGCCAGUGCAACGCAGGCUUCGUGUUGAGUGCUGACCGCUGUGUUCCCCUGGAAGGCGGCUGCGGCUGCUGGGCCAAUGGCACCUACUAUGAGGCAGGCAGCGAGUUUUGGGCUGAUGCCACCUGCUCCCAGUGGUGCCGCUGUGGGCCUGGGGGUGACUUGCUGGUCUGCACGCCUGCCAGCUGCAGGCUAGGCGAAGAGUGUGUCCUGCUGCCCUCGGGCCAGCAUGGCUGCCACCCUGUCAGCACAGCUGAGUGUAAGGCCUGGGGCGACCCCCACUAUAUCACCCUGGAUGGGCACCGAUUCGACUUCCAAGGCACCUGCGAGUACUUGCUGAGCGCACCCUGCCAUGCACCACCUACGGGGGCUGAGAACUUCACUGUCACUGUAGCCAAUGAGCACCGGGGCAGCCAGGCUGUCAGCUACACGCGCAGUGUCACUCUACACAUCCACAACCACAGCCUGACCCUGAGUGCUCGCUGGCCCCGGCAGCUACAGGUGGACGACGAGCUCGUGUCGCUGCCCUUCCAGCUGGCCUCCCUCCUGCACGCGCACUUGAGCGGCGCCGACGUGAUAGUGGCCACUGCCUCCGGGCUCUCUCUGGCUUUUGACGGGAACAGCUUCGUACGCCUGCGCGUGCCGGCGGCGUACGCGGGCGCCCUCUGUGGCCUGUGCGGGAACUACAACCAGGAACCCGAGGACGACCUCAAGGCGGUGGGCGGGAACCCCAGCGGCUGGCAAGUGGGCGGUGCCCCCGACUGCGGAGAGUGCGUGCCUGGGCCGUGCCCGCAGCCGUGCACCGCUGAGCAGCAGGAGCCCUUCGGCCGCCCUGACGCCUGCGGCAUUAUCUCGGCCUCCGAUGGUCCGCUGGCGCCCUGCCACGGCCUCGUGCCACCCGCGCAGUACUUCCAGGCCUGCUUACUGGAUGCCUGCCAGGCUCAGGGCCAUCCAGGAGGCCUCUGUCCUGCCGUGGCCGCCUACGUGGCAGCCUGCCAGGCCGCUGGGGCCCAGCUCGGCGAGUGGAGGCGGCCGGAUUUAUGUCCCCUCCAGUGCCCUGCCCACAGCCACUACGAGCUCUGCAGUGACUCCUGUCCCGUGAGCUGCCCGAGCCUCUCAGCGCCUGAGGGCUGUGAGCCGGCCUGCCGUGAGGGCUGUGUCUGCGAUGCUGGCUUCGUACUCAGUGGCGACACCUGUGUACCUGUGGGCCAGUGUGGCUGCUUCCACGAUGGCCGCUACUACCUGCUGGGUGAAGCCUUCUACCAGGGCCCUGAAUGUGAACGGCACUGUGAGUGUGGGCCGGGUGGCCAUGUCAGCUGCCAGGAGGGCACAGCCUGCGGGCCCUAUGAGGAGUGCCGGUUACAGGACGGUGUCCAAGCCUGUCAUGCCACUGGCAGUGGCCGCUGCCUGGCUAGUGGGGGCGUCCACUACGUCACCCUUGAUGGACACGUCUAUGACCUGCACGGCUCCUGCUCCUAUGUCCUGGCCCAGGUCUGCCGCCCAAAGCUUGGGGACGAGGUCUUUACCAUCGUGCUGGAGAAGAACAUGACUGGAGACCCCCAACGCCUGCUGGUUACUGUGGAUGGCCAGGUUGUGGGCCUGGCUCGGGGGCCGCAGGUCACCGUGGAUGGUGAGGCUGUGGCCCUGCCUGUGGCGAUGGGCCCAGUGCGGGUAACGGCUGAAGGCCGAAACAUGGUUCUGCAGACAACCAAGGGGCUGUGGCUUCUCUUUGAUGGUGAUGCCCACGUCCUCAUGUCCAUCCCUAGCCCCUUCCGUGGGCGGAUCUGUGGCCUCUGUGGGAACUUCAACGGCAACUGGAGUGAUGACUUUGUCCUGCCCAGUGGCACAGCGGCCCCCAGUUUGGAGGCCUUUGGAGCUGCGUGGCGGGCACCUGGCUACUCCCAGGGCUGUGGUGAGGGCUGCGGGCCCCACGGUUGCCCUGUGUGCUCAGUGGAGGAGACAGCACCAUAUGAGAGCAACCAGGCCUGCGGGCAGCUCAAGGACCCUCAGGGACCCUUUGCGACCUGCCAUGAGGUGCUGAGCCCCUCUGAGUACUUCCGCCAAUGCGUGUAUGACCUGUGUGCCCAAAAGGGUGACAGAGCCUUCCUCUGCCGCAGCCUGGCAGCCUACACAGCGGCCUGUCAGGCAGCCGGUGUGGCAGUGAAGUCGUGGAGGACAGACAGCUUCUGCCCGCUCCAGUGCCCCGCCCACAGCCACUACUCCAUCUGCACACACACCUGCCAGGGCUCCUGUGCAGCUCUCUCUGGCCUCAAGGGCUGCACCACCCACUGCUUUGAGGGCUGUGAGUGCGAUGAUCGCUUCCUGUUCUCCCAGGAUGUCUGCAUCCCUAUUCGAGACUGCGGCUGCACCCAUAAUGGCCGAUACUUGCCGGUGAACUCCUCCCUGCUGACCUCAGACUGCAGUGAGCGCUGUUCCUGUUUCUCAAGCACUGGCCUGACAUGCCAGGCAGCUGGCUGCCCACUAGGCCGUGUGUGUGAGGUCCAGGCUGGAGCCCGGGACUGCUGGGUCCCCCCUGGUCUCUGUUCCCUCUCUAUGGGCACCAACCUCACCACCUUUGAUGGGGCCCACAGUGCCAUCAGUUCACCUGGCGUCUAUGAGCUCUCUUUCCGCUGCCCAGGAGUAGGGAAGACCAUCCCCUGGUACCGUAUACUUGCUGAGGUCCAUUCCUGCCAUGAUAAAGUGGAGGAGGUGGUCCUUGUCCACAUCUUCUUCCAUGAUGGAAUAGUUACUAUGACCCGAAACAAGGGCGUAUGGGUGAAUGGUCUCCGAGUGGAUCUCCCAGGGGAGGUGUUAACAUCUGUGUCUGUGAGUCAGACACCCAAUGGCUCCAUACUAGUCCGCCAGAAGGCAGGGAUCCAUGUAUCUCUUGGAAUCAAUGGACAACUGGCUGUGAUGGUCAGCAAUGACCAUGCUGAGAUGCUGUGCGGGGCCUGUGGAAACUUUGACGGGGACCAGACCAAUGAUGGGAAGACGGCGAUGGAAAGAUGGCAAGCAAAGGACUUCUCCUCAUGUGAUGGCUGAUCAGUCAUCCAACGAUGAUGAAGUCUUCAGGACCUGAUCACCCUGGAGGUCGCAAUGGUUGAAGGAUGC
Messenger RNA from Cynocephalus volans (Philippine flying lemur), 7827 nucleotides. It is a transcript of the gene FCGBP, whose product is annotated as Fc gamma binding protein. The transcript is spliced from 19 exons. The coding region runs from base 1 to 7758 and encodes 2585 amino acids. NCBI's taxonomy places the organism in Eukaryota, Metazoa, Chordata, Mammalia, Dermoptera, Cynocephalidae. Gene Ontology annotation, cellular component: extracellular matrix. The record is from RefSeq and is a predicted model, not a curated record. Gene Ontology annotation, molecular function: protein binding.